UGGUCUGCCACCUGACACAAUUAAAAUCCCGCGGCGGAGACCUUUGGCUAAUGUUGUCUGUGUGAACGGGGCUUUAAGCUUAAAGUUGUAUAUUUCUAAAUUGACAGUGAAUGAACAGGAAUGUAUUUUCAAGUCAGAGACUAUGUCUUUGGCUGUGAGGAAUGUCAACGCAGUCAGUCUGAGAGAUCAGUGUGUUCUGAUGUGGGACUUAUCUCCAGGAUUGUGGAAUCACAUAGUCAUCAAGUCUUAAGUAAGCUCAAUAGCCAACGGGAAGCAGGGCUCUUCUGUGAUAUCACACUGAAAACUGGUGGUGGCCAGUCUUUCGUCGCCCACAAAGCAGUCCUUGCAGCGGUGAGCGAGUACUUCCAGGAGUUAUUUACUGAAAUGGACUCAGCCAUUGAUCCCCAGUCACAUGUUGACCUCACAGGUUUCAGUGAGCAGAGCUUGCUUGCUUUACUUGAGUUCUCAUACACUUCCACCCUCAAUCUGAAUUUGGACAUCUUGACAGAGGUUUGUGCCAUGGCCCGCCAUUUACGCAUGUGGCCUGCCCUUGAGGCUUGCUCUGCUAUCAAAAGGGAGCGAGAGACUUGUCAGUUACAUUCCAGAAUGCACAGUUCUCCUGUGGAACCAAAUAAUGCAAUGCCUGGACCUUUCAGGAGGGACCAAUCCUCAACUUCAGGAGGGAAAGUGGGACUCAAGAGGAGAAGAAAGGAUGAGGAAGGAGAAGGCUCUGGGUCUUCCUGGAACAUUCAAGUACAGCACAGAGAGCACAUUGUUGAUAAGGUCACAGAUGAAUCUGAAACAGAAACCUCAAACCCUCAGUUGCAAUGCCAAGUCCCCUCCAGUUUUCAGGUGGAGGAAAAUGGCUUUCCAUGCAGCCCAAAUCGCAGAAUGAAGCUCAUGGACUUCAAAUCUCCAUCCUGCAAGAAAAAAUCGUCCUCCCGCCCCUCGUCUUCAAUCAUCUCAACAUCUCCUUGCACCUCUACUCGUUCUUCCUCUCCAUCACGCCGUCUGCUUCGUUCCUCACCUGGCGCUGCACUUGCUUUGCGCAGACUCCUACCCAAAAUUGACCUUUCCACCAAGAGAAAGAGGAAGUCCUCUUCCUACCGGUCAUACAAGCCCCAGUGUGAAUUCUCAGUGACUCCGUUCCAAACUCAGGCAAAUUCUUUGACCCGUGUUACCUCAGUAAAGGUAAAGGAUGAGGAUGUGGAGGAGGAGGUAUGUAACACAGUCCCUCAGGAUGAGGUGCACAGCCCACGUGCUCAGGAGAAAUACCGUCUUCUUAGCUUCCUUGGCUUGCAGAGGAAAUCCCUGGUGCCUGGUCCAGAGGAACUGUCCGGCUGGGGGCAGAAAAAACGACUUAGGAAGUUAAAAGUCAGUGAUUAUUCACUCACAGCCCGACGUAAACCUCGUGCACAGGGCGUCCCUUUGAGUUUCGGAACUAGUUUAGGGGUGCUUGCCGCCGUUAAUCCUACUCUGUCCCUCUGUGACAUGAGCAGAAUGGACUUGCUGAACAGACCAGUGAAAGUAGAACCUUGGAACCAAGAAAGUUCCAAAAGGAAAAGACAUGAUCCUUCAGGGCACGCUGGGCAGCCAAUUGCAAGAGCUACUCGUAGUAGGUCAUUGCUGCAGACACAGUCCAGUGCAACAGAUCGACCGCUCAGACGCCACCCCAGAAAUGAAGAUAAAGCACCUUCCCACCCUGCACGAAGAGGUAGAGUACCAGCACACAGUGCCUCUUCCCCUUCAAAAAGCGCUAUGCUCAGGAUAAAACGGGAAUCUUCGGAAAGUGCCAUCCUGCAACCUAUUCAUCGUCGCAAUACUGCCUACAACCCCCAGGGAACUUCUCCUAAAUCAACAGGACGUAGGGGUCGCCCACCAGCAGAUCGCACAGUAAAGGUAGACACAACAAAGUUGCAGCACACAAAGCGGCACAAACCUGGGCACACCCCAAUAGACAAACCUAUGAGCUCAAAACAAAUAGAAAGUAAAACAAGAUGCAACCAUGCUACAGUAAUGCCACAUGCAAAGCACAGCAGAACUGAAAGAGGAACACAGGUGAAGGAGAACAGAAAAAUUAAGGAACACAGCAACAGAAAAGAGAGUCCCGAAGUUCCGUAUGCCAUUGUGAACUGGGAUACUUCCAACCAUCAGCAACUUCACAACCAUCCCCUUUACAAAACUAUAAAGGAAGAACCAGCUGACCCCUUGCCCCUUACCCAGCCAUUUCCAACCAGCGACUCCUCGGACCUGGGCAAGCGUCAGAGCAAACCACCCAUCAAACUGUUGGAUCAAGGCUUCCUUUUCGGCUUCUGUCGGUCACCAAGUGGCAUUAAACGGGAGGAGGAGAGCGUGGACAUCUACCUAACUCAUGGAAAUAGUUCCCAUUGCGACUCAUCACCUGGCAUGGUGAGAAGAGAUCGGGUGAGGGCCAGGAUUAUGCCAGACCGGACGGGUCUAAAUGGGCCUCACUGGGCUGGGCUUGGCAACAGGCACUCACCCUUUUCCCAAAGGACUGCUGUCCGAGUGAAGACGGAGAGGGAUGAAACAGGAAUGUCUCAAGGGUCACAGGUUAACCGAGUUUCUAGACACCCUCAGGUCAGCAAGAGGAGCUGUAAAGUCAAGAAAGAACCUACAAAGACAAAGAAUGUAAAUAAGCUGCUUCCUCUGAGCAGUCAGCGUUCCGUCCUACUGGAAUCCAUCCGACAGGCACGUCUGAAACAACAGAAGGGUCCUCACGUUCAGGCCUCCAGUGGACCACAUGCUUGCCUGCAGUGCAGAGCCUCCUAUAGAGACUGUGAUGCUCUUAUUAUGCACCGGAUCAGGCACAUUGAAGGCAAACACUGGCCCUGCCCGUUGUGCAGCAAAACUUUCUUUAGACAGAGAAAUGUGAGGAAUCACAUAAGGACACAUAAUCCCAAGAUCUACAAAUGCCGCCAGUGCAUCGCUGCUCAGUGAGGUAAAAAGCCACAGGAUUAAAUGAAGAGGAUCAAAGCUUUGUUUUAAAUAUUAACGCUGUACAUACAAAGGAUUUGUGAUGUAUGACAAUGAGGUUCAAUUUAUUUAUGUAAAUAAUGUUAUGAUGGUUUAAAUGGUCUUUUUCCUCACAAUAAUUGUUGUUAUUUAAGUAACUAAACUAAAGUUGCUUUGCAAUUUAUACAGAUGUGUUGAAGCAUAACUUGAACCCACUGUAUAUUACUCAGGGGGCGGAGCCUGAUGGCUUAAGGUGAUAUAUGUAUAAUGAGAAUUGUGUAGAAUGCUUUAAAUUUGUUACUACUAAUGUAAUUACUGCAGUUAUUAUUAUUGUUAUUAUGAUAAUUUUUUUAUAAAUGACAUAAUCUUGAGUGCACUUAAUGUUCGCUUUGUUUUGAAACCUAAGAAAGAUGCGAUGGACUGGGAUGUACUUGAAUGAGUGGAGCCAGUGGACUGCCCUUAAUGUGUGGUUGUCUGGCAGUGUUUUAGAAAACUAUUACAGAAAUUAGUCAGGAAUUUUAAAAUGAAGGUUCGUUAAUGGGGUCUGGGUUAUUC
Sinocyclocheilus grahami is the source of this 3528-nucleotide messenger RNA. RefSeq lists its product as uncharacterized. NCBI's taxonomy places the organism in Eukaryota, Metazoa, Chordata, Actinopteri, Cypriniformes, Cyprinidae. Gene Ontology annotation, biological process: regulation of transcription by RNA polymerase II. Gene Ontology annotation, molecular function: protein binding; RNA polymerase II cis-regulatory region sequence-specific DNA binding; DNA-binding transcription factor activity, RNA polymerase II-specific. The transcript has 7 exons. The record is from RefSeq and is a predicted model, not a curated record. The coding region runs from base 121 to 2958 and encodes 945 amino acids.